Messenger RNA from Centropristis striata (black sea bass), 2080 nucleotides. RefSeq names its product nuclear receptor subfamily 4 group A member 2-like. Bases 147 to 1823 code for a protein of 558 amino acids. Gene Ontology annotation, biological process: central nervous system neuron differentiation; cellular response to corticotropin-releasing hormone stimulus; dopaminergic neuron differentiation. Gene Ontology annotation, molecular function: zinc ion binding; nuclear receptor activity; RNA polymerase II cis-regulatory region sequence-specific DNA binding. The record is from RefSeq and is a predicted model, not a curated record. Gene Ontology annotation, cellular component: nucleus; transcription regulator complex. NCBI's taxonomy places the organism in Eukaryota, Metazoa, Chordata, Actinopteri, Perciformes, Serranidae. The transcript is spliced from 8 exons.
GAGAGGAGAGAGGAGGAGGUGUGUGUUCAGAGCUCCUCUGCUGCUGGAGGAGGAGAGAUGGAUUACUUCACUCUGUCCUGAACUGGAUGCGGCUCUAAAUGAGGUUCAGGUGAAACAUCCUCUGGAAGAUCAGAAUCUACAGGACCAUGCCGUGUGUCCAGACCCAGUGCGGCUCCUCUCCGCAGGGAGCCAGUCCGGCCUCUCAGGCCGCCGGAGCGGAGCGCAGCUGUGACUUCCUCACCCCGGAGUUUGUGAAAUUCAGCAUGGACCUCACCAACAGUGAGAUCUCGGCUACAACUUCGGGUCCCGGUUUUGGCCCUUUGGGUGAGACUUACGGAGCCGGAUACGACGUGAAGCCGCCGUGCCUGUUCCAGAUGCAGGGAGAGCUGCCGUGCGUCAAGCUGGAGGACGCGCACGGCUGCCCGCGGUACCAGCAGCAGCAGCAGGAGGAGCUGCUCUCCUCCGGGGGCUCCGUGUACUACUACCGGCCCCCGUCGCCCCACACCCCCAUCACACCCGGCCUGCCCGCUGCGGGACUCUGGGAGGACUCCGGCUCUUUGUACUCUUUCAGACAAGACUAUCUGGCGGCGGCGCACCGGAAAAACACGCUGUCCAGAUUCUCGCUGUUUUCUCUCAAACACGCGCAGCAGCACGGCGCUCAGAGUCUGUCCGUGAACCUGGACCCCGGGACGCACCUGGACGGGUCCUCUGGCCCCGGGAAGCAGCCCGGGGUGGGGUUUCAUCACCCGCUGCAGUUCGGACACCACUUCCUGGACUACCAGGCGUCCUGCGCGCCGAGCCGCGCGGCGCUGAGCGCGGAGGGUCUGUGCGCCGUGUGCGGGGACAACGCGGCGUGCCAGCACUACGGAGUGCGCACCUGCGAGGGCUGCAAGGGCUUCUUCAAGCGCACGGUGCAAAAAAACGCCAAGUACGUGUGUUUAGCUGCCAAAAGCUGCCUGGUGGACAAACGCAGGAGGAACCGCUGCCAGUACUGUCGCUUCCAGAAGUGCCUCGCAGUGGGGAUGGUCAAAGAAGUGGUGAGGACCGACAGUCUGAAGGGCCGGAGGGGUCGCCUGCCGUCUAAACCUAAAGGUCAUCCCGACUCGUGUUCCCCGGUCGGCGCCCUGCUGAGCGCCCUCAUCAGGGCUCACGUGGAGUCCAACCCGCCACCUUCUCGUCUCGACUACUUCAAAUUCAAGGAGAGUCCAGGAAACCCGCCGGCGGACGACGCUCAGCACGUGCUGCAGUUCUACGACCUCCUGACCAGAUCCAUGGAGGUGAUCCGAGGCUGGGCGCAGAAGGUCCCGGGCUUCACGUCUCUGCCCAAACAGGACCAGGACCUGCUCUUCUACUCGGCUUUCCUGGAGCUUUUUGUUCUGCGCCUGUCAUACAGGUCGAAGCCCGAGGAAGGGAAGCUGAUGUUCUGCGACGGCUCGGUGUGGCACCGGCUGCAGUGCCUGCGAGGCUUCGGGGAAUGGAUCGACGGCAUCGUGGAGUUCUCCUCCAACCUGCAGAGGAUGAACCUGGACGUGUCCACCUUCUCCUGCGUCUGCUCGCUCGCUCUGCUCACAGCGGAGCGUCACGGCCUGAAGGAGCCGAAGAAAGUGGAAGAGCUGCAGAACAACGUGGUGAAGUGUUUAAAGGACGCCGACGGCCUGGCGGACGGCUGGGCCAGCCACUUCUCCAGACUUUUGGAAAAACUGCGUGAACUUCGUACUCUGUGCAUCCAAGGCCUGCAGAGGAUUUUCUACCUGAAGCUGGAGGAUCUGGUGGCGCCGCCGGCCGUCAUAGAUAAGUUAUUCCUGGACACGCUGCCGUUUUAGAGACAUUACGGGGACAUUUAGUCCCAACAAAGACAUUUAAAAUCAUUUACGGAGGCUGGUAGAUUAAAAAGGAGAUUUAAAAUGAUUAACAGCUCUUUAUCCUGUUAAUGAGGAACGAUCUCAAUGAUUUAAAGCCUGUCAGCUUUUUGUUCAGUGAAUUCUACAUUUUACAGUUGAGGGUUUUCAGAACAUUUAUUGUCAUAAAGGGAAUAAAAUGAUAAUAUUUGGUAGAUUCUCAUGGUCUGUCACUGUAAACU